CUUAGGUCAGUAUUUAAAUAGCAGUUGAGUCAGAAUGUAAUGAUCUUUAUGCUCUGCCUUCUUUACCCUCUUCUUCAGCACUGAGUCACAGCUCAGCAGCUCAGUGUUGCAAUGUUUAUUGGAUACUGAAUUAUCGAAGUAUUUCCUCCGAAAUCUUCCUCUUUUUUUUUUUUUUGCCUUGGGGUCUCUAUUUCUCUCUUUCUAUUUGCUGACACCAAACUUUACCAAAAGGUCGUGCUCAAAUGGUGGGAUUAAUUUAUAACGAUACAAUUAUAAUGUUAUGUUAUAAAUAUAAUCUGACUCUUCAUUUACAGAUGGACAAGUAAAGACCAGGGUGUGUGUUUUUAUGCGGGAUUUCAGCUCAACUUGCUAUAAUAACAAUAGCGACUCAUGAGCCUGAUGAGGUCGUGUCCAGAGCUGACCAACACAAUUCAAGGGGGAGUAAAAUUGCUAAGUUUAAGUUGCGGAAACUGUGUGAGUCACAGCCAUUUUGCCAUCAAAAAACCUUAGAGCUGCUUCUUCUUUUCUGUAUUUCUUCAGAGAGCACUGAUGAAACUUGGGGGAAAAAAACAGGUUAACUGAUGAUGUCACUCAAAUGGACUCCUCCCUCUUUUCUGCUGGUUCUGCUCAUGAUUUCAGGAGUUGUUGUAGCCCAACACGAUGGAAGUGUGUAUUACACACAGAAAUAUAUCUGUGCUGGAAGAGGAUCUACAGUGACCAUGAGCUGCAACCUUCACUCCAAAGUUGUAAAAGCUUUUUGGAGUAAAGACUUCCUUGAUCUGUCCUCAGACUCAAAAUACAAAGACAGGGUACAGCAUAUCAACACACAACAUGACUGCAGCCUCAGACUGAGGGAUGUUACAAAAGAUGACCAUGGGAUAUAUUACUGCAUGUUUGUAACGUCAGCUGGAGAGAGGUUUCAAGGCGCAGAAGUUUCGCUUUCAGUCACUGAGCUUGAGGUGGAGAUUCUUAACAGGGUGAUUGAGGGAGACGCCGUCACUGUCUCUUGUAAAACCAGAUGCAGACUCACCACCACUCCAAUAUUCAGCUGGUACAAAAACGGACAUCGAUUACUCACCUACAACAAACUGCUCCGUCUGCAGUCAGUCAGGCACGAGGAUGCAGGCAAUUACAGCUGUGCUAUACUGGGACAUAAUUAUCAAUCCCCUGCUGUUGCUCUUGAAGUCCAAUAUUUGUCUUCAGGUCAAGUUAAGAUUUUCGGUGUAGCUGUAGGAGUUGUCCUCUGUGUGGUUGCAGCUUUUCUAGCUGGAGUUUUCUGCAUGAGGAGGAAGAGACAGAACACAUCUAAUCAUGAGAAUGUCCACUCGAGUCCCCCUGAGGACCCGUACAUGGCUCUGGAUCCUCGAUUCAUCUCUUCAGAUUACGCCAAUCUAACAACUGCAGGAAAUCAACAGUGAGAUCGCCAACAUCAACAAAGAGAGAGAGAGAGAGAGAGAUAAUGUUGAUAAUGCUGGACUAAUUCUGUUUUUAAGCUGUGGAUCAAUAUUGAACUUAAUCUGCAAUGGUAUAAUACAUGUGACUGCAUGUGAUUUUUUUCCAUUAUGCAUUAACUGAGCAUUAACAACACUGUGCAGGGAUUCUGAACUGCUCUGCCUUUUGCCUAAGCAUUCUAAGUUGUUUAUUAACUCUAAGUUUCUUUUAUAACUUUUUUUUUAUAUGUUGUCUCUUAGUAUUUUUUUUUUAAUUAUAAUAAACUUUUAUAAAAUAGAUUGAAUUACUGUUGUAUUCAAACUCUGGCAAUGUACAUACAGUAC
Messenger RNA from Hemibagrus wyckioides, 1775 nucleotides. Its product is annotated as sialoadhesin-like. NCBI's taxonomy places the organism in Eukaryota, Metazoa, Chordata, Actinopteri, Siluriformes, Bagridae. The transcript is spliced from 8 exons. The coding region runs from base 582 to 1418 and encodes 278 amino acids. The record is from RefSeq and is a predicted model, not a curated record.